AUGGCGAAAAUGAAACUGCCGACGAUGAAGCGGAGGCUGAGGCGGGUUGCCGUGCUGCUGAUUCUCUUCAUUGCGGUCACGAAUAUUCUGUACCUCAGCUUUGACAUCGCUGCCGAUGAUGGUGCACCGGGACCCAACAACCCCCACCACCCGCGAGCCGCCGCAGUGGACGACGCAGCACUUGCUUACAUCCCACGCCGUGUUGUGGAUACGUGGAGCCGGCGCGAGUAUCUGAUUGUGCUGGGCAUCCCCUCCACGGACGACGAGGCGAGGCGAACACAACGCAACCUGCAGCGGUCGACGUGCUGGCGGUUCCCCGGAGUGGCGACGAGGGCGAACGACUUCACCGGUGCGAUGCUUGUGCUGUACGUCCUUGGGCGACACCCGUCGCACGGCUACGACUACUCUGCCGCGCUGCUGGAGGAGGCGUCGCAGUGGAACGAUGUGGUUGCACUGCCAAUGAACGAGGGCCGUGUUUCACCAGAGAAAAAAGUUGGUGUUGAGGGGUAUUCAGGCAUUGAGGCUUCUAUUGGUAUGACCCGCAAGACGUACAUGUGGUUUGACCUUGCGCACCGCCUGUUCCCGACCGCGAGGUACAUUGCGAAGGGCGAUGACGACAUGUUCCUCCGUGUGCCGCUGUUUGUUGCUCACCUGCGCCUCCUGCCGCGCCGAGGGAUCUACAUGGGUGUUUAUGUUGGAUCAUCGUUAUGGGUGAAGGACCGUUCAAUAGAUGUGUUGUUUAUGGUUGGCUGGUGCUACACCUUGUCGAGGGAUGUGGCGGAGGCGUUGGUGUCGUACGAACCGCUGCGACGCCUGGCGUACCUGCCGUACAGCAAGGAGCGUGAGGAAGAGUUUUUUUCGAUUCACAUGCAGCACGAGGACGUAAUGGUGGGACGUGUGCUACUGAACGAAUUGAAGUACAAGCCAAUGGUAUACGUCGAGAUGCAGGAUUGUCAUUUCCAUGACGCCCGCAAUGGCACGGGGCACUCGCAGGUGGUGCCGACCUCGAUGUGUGUCCAUCACGUGCGGGAGGACGACUACGCUGCGCUGAUGGCGCGCUUCGGCAACGACACAUCACCUGUCGCCCGUGUGGAACGUGUCUCCGACGACACGAUAUACCCGUCGUGCGAUUGA
This is a messenger RNA of Trypanosoma cruzi, 1134 nucleotides long. RefSeq names its product UDP-Gal or UDP-GlcNAc-dependent glycosyltransferase, putative. The transcript has a single exon. The record is from RefSeq and is a predicted model, not a curated record. NCBI's taxonomy places the organism in Eukaryota, Euglenozoa, Kinetoplastea, Trypanosomatida, Trypanosomatidae. Gene Ontology annotation, molecular function: hexosyltransferase activity. The coding region runs from base 1 to 1134 and encodes 377 amino acids. Gene Ontology annotation, cellular component: membrane.